Messenger RNA from Paramecium sonneborni, 1705 nucleotides. Lineage: Eukaryota; Ciliophora; Oligohymenophorea; Peniculida; Parameciidae. The record is from the annotation of a GenBank genome assembly.
AUGUUGAAGAAAUUGUAAUAAAGAUUUGGAAAAGAAAAAUAUCAAGAAAUGGAUGAUGAAAAGAAUAAUAAAUAACAAGAUUCAUCAUUUUCAUAGUUUAAUGCAACAUUAUAAUUAAACUAAUUAGAUAACAAUUGUUGUAAUAAACUACAAUAUCUAAGCAAUUAAUAAUAAUCAAGAUUAGAUGAUUGUUAUGACAGAUAGAACAUAAAUUGAUUUCACUAAAGCACUCAUUCCAGAAGAACUUCAAUAACAAAUGUAGGAAGAAGAAAUUAAAGAAAUUGCUAUUUAAAAUAAUAAUAAGAAGUAUAAGAAACCAAUUAAAAAUGAUGAUUUACCUGAAUUUUUAUCUAAAAAAAUAUGUUUAGAUGAAAACGGAGAAAAUUAUUAUGAGAUAGCAGCAAAAAAAGCUAAAGAAUAAAAUAGUACUUUGUUUUAAUUAAAACAUUAUGUAUCCACCAAAGCUAAUAAUGUUUAAUAAUAGGUCAAAGUAAAUAUUGUAUUGAUAUACACAUAGAAUACUCUUAAAAAAUUAGAUGCUCAUGUUAAAAAGAAAAUUUUAGAAAAAAAACAACAUAUCAAUCUUUGGAUUGCUGGAUAAUUAGAUGCUAAAAUUGUAUCUUUAAUGAGUAACAUGGAACCAAAAAUAACAGAAAGUGUAAAAAAAUCUGUUCCUUUUGAUUUUAUGUAAAACUUUAUGCAUGACACAGCUAUCAAUUUAUGGAAAGACUUUACAGAUUUAGUAAGAUUAGAAAUUAGAGCAAAACUGGAUACUAAAAAAGUAGAAAUUAAAAAUAGAAAUGUUAAUGGUCCUUUAAAUUACAUUAAAAAUUUUAUUUUAUAUUCCCUUUAUCCUGCAGAUCUCACUACUCGAGAUCAUAUGAGUAGAAUUUCAUACAAAAUAAUCAAAUUAUCACAAUUUACACCAUACAUGGGAAUUUAACCAUUCAUCUUUUCUAUUAUUUUACUUUGUAUAAAUAAAGUAAAUAUUUAAUUUUAUUAGUUUAGGAAGAAUAUUAAUUAGUUAAUUACAUAGCAGAUUAUAAAUCAAUAUAAUUUAUAACUAAUGGAUUAUUUUCUUGUCUAAUUGCUUAUUUCUAUUAAUUUUUCUAUGAUUAAGCACCAGGCCAACACCAUUCAAUAUUUGUGCUUUCUAUCACAUUUUUGGCUUAGUUUAUCAAUGUUUGGAUAGCAUUUUUCUUAUUAAAAAGAUCACAUUCUAAAGGAGAUGCUAUUAAAGCAGCAUUAACUAUUGCUCAAGAUGAGAAAGGUGGUAGAUUAAAAUAUUUCCUAAUUUAUGAUUUAAUCUGCUUAAUUCUAAUUAUUAGCGCAUCAAGUAUAUUUCUAGAAUUUAUUUCUAGUUAUUAUUUAUUUAGAACAUACAAUAUAUGAUCCAAAAUAAUCAUUUGGAGAUUUGUUAUUUUUUACAAGAACAAUUUAUGCAUUCUUAAGUUUUCCUUUCAUUAUCUUUAUUUUUCCAUUUUUUGUAAAAUUGUUAACAAACGCAGUUGCCACUGGAUAUGAUAAAUAUGGGAAUUGCAUUUAAGCAUCAAGUUCAAUUUAAAUGAUUUACAAAGAGACAGCUUUAAUGAGAAAAGAAGAUGUAGAUAUUGAAGAAAUUAUUGAUUAAGAUGAUUAGGAAAUUGAUGAUAACAAAGAUUAAUCUAAGAAGAAACAUUAAGGGCUUAAUAAAACUGUUGGAUGA